Molecule: messenger RNA, 1613 nt
Organism: Strigops habroptila (Kakapo)
Lineage: Eukaryota; Metazoa; Chordata; Aves; Psittaciformes; Psittacidae
Product: osteoclast-associated immunoglobulin-like receptor
Exons: 4
Coding region: 408-1334 (308 amino acids)
Source: RefSeq, a predicted model, not a curated record
UAUGGUGUCACGUGUUGUUGGACCCUUCUCACCAAGACUCAGAAGGAGUCCUGCAGCUUCUCCCCGCCCCAGUUACAAAACAUCACCCUAUUUCACAAAGGCUGAGAAAAACCAUUUCCCCAUCAAGUGACCAGGACCAAAAAAGAAACGAAAAGCCCAGAGAGCUUCACUCCUAAGGUCCGCAGGAUCCUAAAAGCACGUCGUCACAGAUGCCCGGCUCUGGAUAGGUGAUUUGGACACUCUGAUUCCAGUUCAACUCUGAUCCCAGCCCUGCAAUUGUGUCCACAGAAGGGACAGAAGGUGGUUUGUGGCAACAGAGGGAUAUCAGAACCCACAAGAAGCUGCUCAGUGCCUCCAGUCAAAGCCUUCCUCUGCUUGAGCUGAGGACAGAGGGAGCCAAGAGGGACAUGGAGCUGCCUGUGAGCCGUGUGCUGGCCUUCGGUGAGUGCCAGGGGCUGUGUGGGCUCUCAGAGGGUGACGUGAGGCAUCCGGAGACUCCACAGAGACGUUACACAGCUGCUUCUCCUGCAGGCGCUUGGCUGGUGGUACAGAGCAAGGCUGCAGCUGGUGCCCCCACCAUCUCUAUCUUCCUGAAGCCGCCUGGGGUGAUCCCACCAGGAGGCUCCACUACCAUCUGCUGCCAUUGCCAGUGUGACGAUGGGAAUGUUGUGCUGUACAAGGAUGGCCAACAGCUCCGUAUCCUGGAGCUGCGUGACGGCAGGGCCGAGUUCCCCAUCUCUAAUGCCACCCAAGAGGACGCAGGUCCCUACAGCUGCCAUUACCUGGCUGGAGGCACUGUCCUGGCUCGCAGCGAGACCCUGGAAAUCAUGGUGGAAGAGUUCCAUCUCCCCAAACCUGUCCUCUCUGUCCUGCCUGGACUUGAGGUGGCUGCAGGAGCUUAUGUGACUUUCCGCUGCACCAUCACACACGCCAGUGCUGGCUGUUUCCUGUACCUGGAGGGCCAGGACAAAGCCCUUGACUUACUUCCAAAGGAUCAAGAUGAUUUCAACCUCUCCCGUGUGCAUAAAGGCAACGAGGGCCGCUACAGCUGCCAGUGCUUCACCAAGGGUGCUUUGUGGAACUGGUCUGAUGUCAGCAAUAGCCUGGAUUUGGUGGUGAAAGAUUACACCUGGAGCAACGUGGUGCGCCUGGCCCUGGGCGCUGCCGUCCUCGUCCUGCUGGGGCUCAUUGUGGCCGAGGACAGGCACGGCCACUGCUGCAUGUGGCUCGGGUGGGAGAGGCGGGCGCGCUGCUCCCUGCGCCCAGAGCUCCCCACGACUGGGAGCAGGAUGGGAACACUGGGAUUCCUCCAGCAUCUCCUCACAGUGCGAUAAACCACCACCCCCCAUCGGCUGGCUCCGGAGGCACUGGGCAGGAUGGGAGAGGGAGACCUCAUGGCAGGGGGUGCAUGCAGUGUGUGUGCCUGUCCCUUCCCGUCUGUCACCAGGGCUGAAUAACCAGUGUCCAGCUGCAAAGACUUCCACCGCUCACAGUCGUUUAUUACUUUAAAACACUGACGAAACACAUCACGCUGUCAUCUAUAUAUAUAAAUUUACUUUCAGACAGCUAUAAAUUUAUAUAUAUAGGACCUUUAAACCUCUUUAUACUCAGGA